AUGUUUUCCAUAAGCUCAACCUCAAGCUCAAAUUCUUCUGAUUCAGAUCAAUAUGCGGAAUUUGAUAAUCUAGUUGACGAAUUUGUCACAAAUCACUUACCUAACAUAAUGCUUCCUCAACCACCUCCAUCCGAGAUCGAAAUUGUAAAUGAAGAUGAAACCGUCCCGCAGCGUAGGGGAGAUAGAGGAAGGGAGAAAGGGCAUUUGCAAUUGUACAAUGAUUACUUCGCAAUAAAUUUUGUGUAUUCCGAAAAUCAGUUUCGUCGUCGAUUUCGAAUGCACAAACCUUUAUUCUGUCGGAUUAUGAAUAAAGUGGUUGAGGGCGAUCCGUUCUUCCAGCAGCGUAGGAAUGCAGCUGGUAGGCUUGGCUUAUCACCUCUGCAGAAAUGCACCGCUGCAAUAAGAAUGUUAGCGUACGGUGUUGCUCCGAAUGCCGUAGAUGAUUACAUACGCAUGGGUCAAACAACAUCUAGAAAAUCAAUGCAACAUUUUACUCAAGGGGUGAUCAAGCAUUUUGAGGCCGACAUCGACUGCAUGCACUGGGAGUGGAAGAAUUGUCCUAUGGCUUGGAAAGCACAAUACGCAGGUCGUAGCAAGAACGCAACCCUUAUCCUCGAAGCUGUUGCGGAUCAAGAUUUAUGGAUUUGGCAUGCAUUUUUUGGAAUACCCGGCUCUUGUAAUGAUCUUAACGUCCUAUACCGCUCUCCGGUGUUUGACGAUGUUUUGAAAGGUCGAGCACCACCAAUUAGUUUUAUGGUAAACGGCCAUGAGUACAACAUGGGAUACUACUUAACAGAUGGUAUAUAUCCGAACUGGGCAACAUUUAUACAAGGUAUCACAUAUCCUCAACCCCAGAAGGACAAGUUAUUUGCAGAUAAACAAGCUGCAGCUCGGAAAGACGUUGAACGUGCGUUUGGAGUUCUACAGGCUAGGUUUGCCAUAUUACGACAACCCUCACUUGCUUUCGACGAAGAAAUUUUGAGCGAUAUAAUGAAAGCUUGUAUCAUUAUACACAACAUGAUUGUCGAGGAUGAACGACACAAUUACACUCGUGCCGAAGUUUUGAGAAGGUAUUAUGAAGAAGAUCGCCCUCAGCUUCAUAGAGCAAGGUCCGGUCCGAGUACAAGUGCCACAGUGGAUAACAACGAGCCUUUCGAAUUUGACGUUGGCCGACCACCAAACGUUGAUUUUGACGCGUAUAUUCAAAGAAGAAUUACCCUGCGUGAUAGCCAAACCCAUUUUUCUUUGAAAGAUGAUUUAGUUGAGCAUAUUUGGCAAAAAUACGGUGGUACAAAUGAAUAA
Messenger RNA from Chenopodium quinoa (quinoa), 1302 nucleotides. RefSeq lists its product as uncharacterized. Bases 1 to 1302 code for a protein of 433 amino acids. The transcript has 2 exons. Lineage: Eukaryota; Viridiplantae; Streptophyta; Magnoliopsida; Caryophyllales; Amaranthaceae. The record is from RefSeq and is a predicted model, not a curated record.